Gastrolobium bilobum is the source of this 2277-nucleotide messenger RNA. RefSeq names its product protein FAR1-RELATED SEQUENCE 5-like. Gene Ontology annotation, biological process: regulation of DNA-templated transcription. NCBI's taxonomy places the organism in Eukaryota, Viridiplantae, Streptophyta, Magnoliopsida, Fabales, Fabaceae. The record is from RefSeq and is a predicted model, not a curated record. The transcript is spliced from 2 exons. The coding region runs from base 1 to 2277 and encodes 758 amino acids. Gene Ontology annotation, molecular function: zinc ion binding.
AUGGAAGAUGAUCCAAUUAAUUAUAUUGACUUCAGUCAUGAUUGCGUGUCAAAUGAAAUGGAAUACGUCGGAGUAGGAAAUGAAAUACCUGAUGAAAUGGAAGAUGACAUAUCAAAUGACUUGCCUAACAAUAUGUCAAUUGCCAUUCCAUUAUCACCGACAAAGAAUGCUAAAGUUUCCAUUGAGGUGGGAAUGGAAUUUCCCGAAUGGAAGGAUAUAGUAAACUUAUAUACAGCAUUUGGUAGGAUAAGAGGAUUCGGGAUCCGGAGACGAACAUCCAGGGAGGACUACGUGAAGCUAACAUGCAUUAGAGAAGGUCAUCCACAAACUAAAAAGGAAGAAAAUGUGGGUAAAUUGUGUGAGGCCAAGUCAAGGAGAACAUCAUCGUCACGUAUAGGAUGUGAAGCUUGUGUCAAGGCUUCUAGGAAUAAAAAAACAAAUAUGUGGAGAAUUACACAUUUCAUCGACAACCAUAAUCAUGAGAUGGUUACUCCGAAAAGUGUUACAUAUCUGAGAUCACACAGAAAAAUGCCUGAUGCUGCAAAAUGUUUGGUAGAAAAAUUCAACAACUCGAGUUUGCCAACUGGAAAGGUAGCCACCAUAUUCAAAAGCCAUGAUCUGGGGUUUGACAGUCGAGAUUGUUAUAAUCAUAUGAAAAAUGUGAGAAGAAAGAUAUAUGAUGCUGGGGAUGCACAAGCUGUGCUACAUUAUUGUAUUAAACAACAAGCAUUAAAUCUGGAUUUUUUUUAUUCCAUCAAGUGUGAUGAUGAUGAUCGAAUGGUAAGCUUUUUUUGGAUUGAUGCAAGAUCCAGACAUGCCUAUAAGCUUUUUGGUGAUGUGAUAACGUUUGACACGACAUACAGGACUAAUAAGUAUUACAUGCCAUUUGGACCCUUUGUUGGUGUAAAUAAUCAUAUGCAAUCGCUCUUGCUCGGAUGUGCUUUAUUACAAGAUGAAACUGAGGAUACUUUUAUAUGGCUAUUCGAGGAAUGGCUACGAGCAAUGAAUGGGAAACAUCCAGUUGCCAUAAUUACUGAUCAGGACAUGGCAAUUAGCAAUGCAGUUGCCAAAGUUUUCCCAAACACCAAGCAUCGAUUUUGUUUGUGGCACAUCAUGAAAAAAUUUCCUGAGAAGCUAUCCCAUGUUUACCAUGAGCAUGCAUCAUUUAAGAAGAAUUUGAACGAGUGUAUAUGGAGCUCCAAGAGUGCUGAAGAGUUUGAAGAAAGAUGGCAACAUCUUCUUAUUCAGUAUAGUCUUCAUGGAAAUGAAUGGUUGCAUGGACUCUACUCAAUUAGAUCGUCAUGGGUACCAAUCUUCAACAGAUCCAUUUUUUUUGCUGGCAUGAACACUACUCAGCGCAGUGAGAGUAUAAAUUCAUUCUUUGAUGGUUUUGUUACAUCUGGCACAACAUUGAAGGAAUUUGUGGAGAAAUAUAACCAAGCAGUAGAUACUCGGUACGAGUCAUCCAAAAAAGAAGACUUUGAAUCUAAGCACAAAGAAAGGCUUUUGACAUUUAAUAUGCCAUUAGAGGAGCAUGCAGCUAAAGUGUAUACCCGUGCAAUUUUUUUAAAGUUCGGUGAAGAGCUUUCUCUUAGUUUACGAUUAUCUAAGGAGAAACUUGGAAAUGACAUUGAGUGGGUUACCUACCAUGUUUUUAAUAAGAAGGACAACAAAGAUUAUGCAACAGUUGAUAUAAAAUUGGAAAACAAAGAGGCUAGGUGUUCUUGCCUUUAUUUUGAGUUCAUGGGAAUCUUAUGUCGACAUGUUCUUGCUAUUUUUUUGAUAGAAAAUAUCGAGCAGAUCCCUGAACACUUCAUCUUGCGCCGUUGGCGCAAGGAAGGAAAUGACAUACUAAGUAUAGACAGCAACAGUUAUACAACUGAUGGAGAUAGACUUCUUCGUAGCUUUCACCUACGCUCUAGAUAUUCCAGACUUGAUGAGCUUGCAUAUGCAUCGAGCGAAGCUUUUAGAUUCAUUUGUGAUGGUAUUGAUUCUCUCUCUCUAGCUGCAGAAAAGUUUGUGACUUCUGAGGAGACUACUAGUCUUAGCGAUUCUGACUUACAAUACUUGGGUCAUCAUUCAGAAGAGUCUUCUAUGAGGAACUUGAAGGAUCCCUACAUUUCUCAAACAAAAGGGCGAAAAAAGGACUCUCAAUAUACUUCACAGGGACGCAGGAUUCGUAGCGGGAUUGAAGAAGCAUCAAAACAUACUAAUAUAUGUGGAAUUUGUAAAAAACGAGGACACAAUAAGCGCACAUGCAAAGAUAUAAAUCUAUAA